Molecule: messenger RNA, 1314 nt
Organism: Quercus lobata
Lineage: Eukaryota; Viridiplantae; Streptophyta; Magnoliopsida; Fagales; Fagaceae
Product: cysteine protease XCP1-like
Exons: 4
Coding region: 35-1090 (351 amino acids)
Biological process (GO): proteolysis
Molecular function (GO): cysteine-type peptidase activity
Source: RefSeq, a predicted model, not a curated record
UCUAUUCCUCUUACCUUUGAAUUCUUAAGCACCAAUGGCUCUCUCUUCAUAUUCUAAGAUCUCCCUUCUAGCCUUUUCUGUGUCUCUCUUUGCAUGUUUUGCUCUGGCUCACGAUUUUUCUAUUGUGGGUUAUUCACCGGAGCACUUGACUUGCUUGGAUAAAAUCUUAGAGCUGUUUGAAUCAUGGGUGUCAAAACAUGGCAAAACUUACAGGAGCAUUGAAGAGAAGUUGCAUAGGUUUGAGAUAUUCAAAGACAACUUGAAGCACAUUGAUGAGAGAAAUAAGGAGAUUAGUAGCUACUGGCUUGGGUUGAAUGAGUUUGCAGACAUGAGCCAUGAGGAGUUUAAGAAUAAGUAUUUAGGAUUGAAACCUGCCUUGCCCAGAAGAGAAGGGUCCUCCAGAGAUUUUAGUUACAGAGAUGUGGUAGAUUUGCCCAAGUCUGUGGAUUGGAGAAAGAAUGGAGCUGUUACUCCAGUCAAGAACCAAGGUUCAUGUGGUAGUUGUUGGGCAUUUUCUACUGUCGCUGCUGUUGAGGGCAUAAGCCAGAUAGUCUCUGGAAAUUUAACUUCAUUGUCUGAGCAAGAGCUGAUUGAUUGUGAUAGAACUUUCAAUAAUGGCUGCAAUGGGGGUCUGAUGGAUUAUGCAUUUGAAUUCAUUGUCUCCAGUGGUGGACUGCAUAAGGAGGAAGACUAUCCAUAUUUAAUGAAGGAAGGAACUUGUGAAGAGCAGAAGGAAGAAAUGGAGAUGGUGAAAAUUAGUGGUUAUCAAGAUGUGCCACAAAAUGAUGAAGAAAGUCUUUUGAAAGCAUUGGCACACCAACCACUGAGUGUAGCUAUUGACGCCUCUGGUCGAGACUUUCAAUUUUAUAGUGGGGGAAUAUUCAAUGGCCAUUGUGGAACUGAGCUAGAUCAUGGAGUAACAGCUGUUGGAUAUGGUUCCUUGAAGGGGUCAGAUUACAUCAUUGUGAAGAAUUCAUGGGGACCAAAGUGGGGGGAGAAAGGGUACAUAAGGAUGAAGAGAAACACUGGAAAACCCGAGGGGCUUUGUGGUAUCAACAAAAUGGCUUCAUAUCCUACCAAAAAGAACUGAUCUACUAAUUCCCCUCCCAUGUCAACUUUUCUUCAUUCCAUAUUUAUUCCUUUCCAAGAUUGAUGAAGUUUUAUUUGUAUGCCCAUGUUCCUUCAAUAAAAUGUUUUCUCUAGAAACUCUCUAAAAGUUUAAUACAAAUUCAGAAUUAAAAUAAAAUUGUCAUCCAAUUCUGGAAGACACUCAAAGAGCCUUUAAUGGCUAGUACUUUUUAUCCAACUGAUAAA